GAGCUGCCAGUAAAUACGUCUGUUUCGUUUUCGAUGCGCCGCCCUGUAUAAGCUGUUUGACUGGUUUCACCGUUUAAUUUCUCUUUUGUACACAUUCAUAGCUAAUUUUUCCACAGAAAAUCUAACUUGCGACGAACCUAAUCUUUUAUGAACUGAUGAGAGCGUUGCCUGAAAUGCACAGUUUCAACCUACUUUAUGCCACUAUUUUCGUUGUUCCUGAGGCUGUUUUUACUUAUAGGCGGCUGCGUAAACUUUGGCCACUCUUGCUAUGGAGGCAUGGGGAAAAGGGCCUCCUCAGCAGUUGAAGAUACACCAGGAAGCCUUGGAGAAGAGGUCCGUUAUCUCGAACAUAGCGGUGUAAGUGAUCCGGCGUACAUAUUAACAGGCUCUAGAGGAGCUACAGGCUACAAAUCAGACAGCGCGAGUAAGGAACUGACCAGGCAGCAGGUUGAGAACGUCUCCAAGGUUAUCAGGCAAUGGAUCCAGAACUACAGGAGGGCUCAGGAGCUAUCAAAUGACCUAGUCUAGACAUUGAUAUAUGGAUACAACAGAAUGAAAUAUUUAUUUUUAAGAACUGAACCUAAGUAAUAAAGAAACCAUAUCUAAUAAAUGUUAAUAUACAUAAAUAUAAUACAUGUAUCAUACAACAGCUUAUGAUUGUUCUAGAUGAUUAUUAAACGUGUUGAUUUUUAUCUGUGUUAACUAUGUUGUGACUAGCUCUAAGAAUAUAAAAAUAAAAUUUGUGGCUGGACAAUAGCACCGGUUUUAUUGGAAUCGAUGAACGACUAAUACAGGGAGAUCUAGAAGACAUCUACAUCUGGAGCAGGACAGUACCUACGAGGACGUGAAGUUUCUCUAAAAAUAGCACCUCCGAUUCGAGAUACUGGAUAUUGUAAAUGUCUAUGCCACUAAUUGGAGUGAACCAGGAAAUAAAUUAUUAUUCAAAUAAUGAA
This is a messenger RNA of Acanthoscelides obtectus, 953 nucleotides long. The record is from the annotation of a GenBank genome assembly. Lineage: Eukaryota; Metazoa; Arthropoda; Insecta; Coleoptera; Chrysomelidae.